AUGACAGGCAUGCACGACUUGUCACCGAGAGAGCGAAAACGUCAAAGGGAAGCAUUGCGUCGACGGAUGCAACAACCAGGACUUCGUCCCGGCCUACUCCAGAAAUGGCAGGCAGCGUCAACAGACGCCCAGAAAUUCGAGUUCAUCCAAGCCUUUCUUCUCGACCCCUCCUCGCUUUCGUCCAUUUCCAUAGAGAGCCACUACGAAGAGUUGGCUAGGAAGGAAAGUGAAUCCAACUGGAUAGAGGUGCCGCUAGAAGAGAUACGCAAAAUGUAUCCUUCUGAGGCUGGCCAGCGCUUCAUCGAACAGAACAUCAUCAACAAACAGCAGGGCAGAGGGCAUCCGCAGGAUGCUGAACGGGCAAACCCAGAAAUGGUGUUGUACUGGAUUUUCCAAAACAACACUGACACAACCAAGCAAAGACGUGACGUUUCCCAGAAACUGGUAGCAGCCGGUGCCGUCCCGCACAACAAAGCAGCACGUGCUGCUGUCUCUGCAACCAUGGUUGCUGCCGCGGCUGAGUUUGCAAGCGCAGACCCUGGGAAGGGAGGUGCUUCAGCAGCAGGGAAAGGACAAGGGAAGAGUAAGGGUCAAGGGAAGAAAGGGCAAAGGACGCCCAAGGCUCCCAAGGCCAGCGAUGCCCGAGUCGUUACGGCUGCGGAGCAGGAACGGAAAGAUUUCAACAAGAAGAUGAUCUUUGAAUCGAAAGACUUCGUUCAGUACAACGCUCACCUGCUUCGCUAUGACCGCUUUGUGGAGGAGCCUGAGGAUUGGCCGGAGGACGAAGAGGAUUUGGAUGGGGAUCCCUACGAAGGAGGUGAAGAAGAGGCUGAGGAAGAGGUGAGUAGUUUGGACGAGGGGCCAGAGCCCUGCAGUGUGGAUAGGAUCAGGAAGGAUGAAGGUGCGCUCUACUCUGUGGUGGAUCUUCCUUCCCCAGAUUUCUUUAUCUCCCCCUCUCUCCCGUCCUCCACCUACCCAAGGAAAGCAGAAAUUCGAGAUUCUCACAUUGCUGCUACCGCUAUCUGCACAGGGAGGCAUCCAGCAGCAGACCCUUGGGGCCGGCCUUUCUCAAAGCAGUACUUCCCCAAACGGUUCUCCAUGGCAAACCGGCUCAUUGCUGGUGGAUAUGUUGCAACUUUAGAAGCGAUUCAAGCAGACCAAGACUUUGUCCGAAUCCUUUUCCAGCCGGAUCGCUUCUUUUCUCGUCAAUCCUGCUGCUACUACUGCAGAGCAUUGGCAUGGGUCUACAUAGACCAGAACCCGGAGUUGAAUGAACUUCUGUUUACGAACUUUGGGGAGAGGGCCGCCCACAGACAAACGUUGGUAACCACAGAGGAAUGGCUUGACAUCAACCCUGCAACUCCGCUGUGCGCAAUUCCUGGGUGGUCACCGUGGCGAAUCUUGCCGGAUUUCAUGCACUUAGUUCAUUUGGCGUUAUCUCCGGAUGCCAUCACAUCGGCUUUAUUGGAUUGGACAGACAACCAAUGGUACGUCGAGGGUGGGUCACGGGACAAACGACUAGCAAAACUCUGGGAGAACUAUCGCGCCUAUUGUGAGGAAGCCCACAUUACUGAACGAGCCCAGCGGAAGUUGUUUACAACAGCCGUGCUGAAGCCAGAAGGCGGCAGAUACUGCGAACUAAGCCAGAAAAUACUCAACGCCACAGGCGCUCGCUAUAUGACCUUUUGGGCCUCUAGCCUGUCUGUCCAGUUUGCAACUUUAGGUUACGAUGCGGACAUGUUCCGAGCUGGUGUAUUUACUGGGCUUGCCGAAAUGGAGCUAUGCAAUUUGCAUGGUGGCAGGUACUUUUCAACGAGUGAAUGGGAAACUUGGAAAGUUGGGUACUUCGCCUACCGUUCUGGGUGCAUGCAUUUGGCAAAUGCCGCAAUAGAAGCGAAACAACCUCGGUGGCGCCAACGCCCCAAAUCCCAUCAAUUAGAACAUCUGGGGCUGGACUGGCGGGGGUUAAAUCCUCGCUACUGCUCCAAUUACCUAGACGAAGACUUUGUCCGCCGAGCCAAAAAAGUGGCUCUUGCUUCAAACCCAAGGUUUGUCAGCAAACACGUUUUGUUCCGGUACACUGUCGACAGCACCCUCCGCUGGAUGGGACCUGAUUUGUUUUAA
Molecule: messenger RNA, 2124 nt
Organism: Cladocopium goreaui
Lineage: Eukaryota; Dinophyceae; Suessiales; Symbiodiniaceae
Source: the annotation of a GenBank genome assembly